Messenger RNA from Cariama cristata (Red-legged seriema), 564 nucleotides. It is a transcript of the gene NAA40, whose product is annotated as N(alpha)-acetyltransferase 40, NatD catalytic subunit. The transcript is spliced from 6 exons. The coding region runs from base 52 to 564 and encodes 170 amino acids. The record is from RefSeq and is a predicted model, not a curated record. Gene Ontology annotation, molecular function: protein N-terminal-serine acetyltransferase activity; histone H4 acetyltransferase activity; histone H2A acetyltransferase activity. Gene Ontology annotation, cellular component: nucleus. Lineage: Eukaryota; Metazoa; Chordata; Aves; Cariamiformes; Cariamidae.
UCGAGCAAAGCCAAGGAGAAGAAGCAAAAGCGCCUGGAGGAGCGAGCAGCCAUGGACGCCGUCUGCGCCAAGGUGGAAGCCGCCAACAAACUCGAAGAUCCCCUCGAAGCUUUCCCGGUUUUCAAGAAAUACGACCGGAACGGUUUGAACGUCGCCAUCGAGUGCAAGCGCGUCUCCGGGCUGGAGCCUGCCACCCUCGAGUGGGCCUUUGAGCUGACCAAAGCCAACAUGCAGACGCUAUACGAGCAGAGCGAGUGGGGCUGGAAGGAACGGGAGAAGCGAGAGGAACUACGGGACGACCGGGCCUGGUACCUGAUCGCCCGCGAACCCGGUGCCGGCCCCGUCGCCUUCUCCCACUUCCGCUUUGACGUCGAAUGCGGCGACGAAGUUCUCUACUGCUACGAGGUGCAGCUGGAGAGCAGAGUCCGACGGCGAGGGCUGGGCAAGUUCCUCCUACAGAUCCUCCAGCUGGUGGCCAACAGCACGCAGAUGAAGAAGGUGAUGCGGACCGUUUUUAAACACAACCACGGCGCCUACCAGUUCUUCCGAGAAGCGCUCCAGUAA